Molecule: messenger RNA, 2271 nt
Organism: Lytechinus pictus (painted urchin)
Lineage: Eukaryota; Metazoa; Echinodermata; Echinoidea; Temnopleuroida; Toxopneustidae
Exons: 4
Coding region: 445-2244 (599 amino acids)
Source: RefSeq, a predicted model, not a curated record
GCAGUGUCCUAGCGAGGCAAAAGGAAUUAGUUCUCAAAUAAUUGGAGAACAGUCCGAUCUUACGCACCCAUUGUCACCUGUGUGACUUUAGGUGAAUUUGAUAAUUUAUCAAGAAUAAAAAUGGGGGUAGAACAAAUGAGAAACACAUCAUUUUCAAUGAAAUUUAUACCUCUCGGCGCAUGAAUUUUCGUAACAAAAUUUUUGCAAAUUCACCUAAUACACUUCCAUAGGCUCCUACAAUAAAUAAGGGAAUAUAUGCGCGUGAUAAGGACUUCCCGAUGGUAGACUAAGUUUUCUAUGUUAUUCUCUAAAUCGCACUUAGAAAACACGUGUGCGGAUCGAAGAAGCGCACAAACUGAUAUCUAUGUUUUCUUAUUAGGAAUGGAACAUUGGGGUUGGCGCCCAAUGGGACGCACAUUCAAGCUUUGUGUUCCGUAGAACAGCAUGGCAACAGAGGUUGCUGCAAAUGUCAAUUGUGAUGAAGAAAUUACAGCACUGGGCCGUGUCCAACAAGCGAGAGACGACACAAUGGAAAAUGCAGACAGGCCUUCUGAAUUCAACACAACCGGGAAGGGAACGCAACCUCAUGACCCCAGCAGCGGCGGAGGACACGGAGGAGUACCCGGUCCUAUAGCUGAUGGGCAAGGAGGAGUAAGAAUUAAUAAUUCUAUGGAUUCUCAUGGUCAGCAAUCGAUGAAUAUGUCGAAGGAUGGUAAUGUGACAAAGACGCCAAACUGCAACUCAACAGGCCAGUCAGACGGCGUGCUUCCGCAAGCGGGUCGUCCAAACGCAGGCUCGUACAACGGGCCAAGUCCAAACGUUGAUCCCUUUUCUAGCGGUGCUUUACCUCAAUACAUGGAGAACAGCAGUGGUAAUAAACAAGCGCCUUUUGGUCAAGAUGGUUAUGGUGGUGGAUAUUUUGGAAAUAGAAACAAUGGAGGUUAUGGAAUGAACCAACAUGGUGGACCUGGUAUGACAGGAAAUGCAAACUCUGGUGCUGGAGCCCCCAAUCAAGCCAUGGCACACACAAGCACAUACAAUCAGUUUGAAGGGAAUAUGAACUCCAGGCCAGGAUACCCAAAUAUGUCAAAUCGCAGUGGAAUGGGCUCACCGAUGGGCCCAGGCAGUUCGGCCGCUUAUGGCGGCUCACACAAUCCACGAGCGUACGGGCCAGGAGACCGAAUCUCGAGCACAGCUCCAACUCUUUCACAACUUUUACAAGGACAAAAACACCCUACUCACAGUUUUUCAGGAAAUUUUUCAGGGCACAGUGAUGUGAGCCCAGGAAAAGGACCUGAUGCUGGUUCGAUGGGAAUGAUGGGACAAGGAGGUCCUUAUCAAUCUCAGUGGCCCAAUAGAGGCCAAAUGCAACAUCCAAUGGGACCAUAUGCUCAACGCAGUCAGAUGGGAAUGAUGCCUGAUGGUCAGAGCCCGAUGCAGAAGAGACCAUAUCCUGGUGGCCCUCCUGGACCCUAUCAGAAUCAGUAUGGUGGCCGCCAGUUCUCGGGCAUGUCACCUCAGAUGUACCCCAACCCAAUGUAUCCUGGUAAUCGGUCAUACAACGCACCUGGCGGUGGCACCAGUGGUGGGGGCAGCAGUGGUGGUGCUAGUGCCGGUAGUGGUCAGUUUCCUCAACAGAUGUCCCCUCACUAUGGUCUAACAAGCCAGUCGCAAGGCACCAACUACAGUUCUCCUUCGGGCUACUCGCCUCAGGGAGAUGGUAGCGGUGACAGCAACAGUGUUUGGGGACCACCCUCCCAAUCCAUGCAACACCAAGGACCACAAUCACAAAUGUGGAACCAACAGCCACAGCCACAGCAAAACAUGGUUCAUUCUCCCCAUCCCCAGCAACCACAAUCACAACAACCAUCACCACAUUCUGGGCCACAGUCCCAACAAAGUAACCAACCCAAUCAGCCACCACAGUCACAGACUGGUCCUGGGGAAACCCAGCCAACACCGCCUGCACAACCACAACCACAGCAACAACAACAACAACAACAACAAGAGCAGCGGCAACAGCAGGAGCAACGGCAACAGCAGCACCAAACAUCACAACCUCAACAAAACCAAAACCAACAACAACCCACUUCCUCUCAGCAACAACGGAACUUCCCAAGUAGUAGAAGUAGUAACAGCAACCAACAAUCUGCAUCAUCGCAGAAUUCGUCAUCUUCAUCAUCAUCCAAUAAGGCAGAUGGUUCAAUGAAUAGACCGCCAAGCCUACCAGUAAGUAAUAGUUAAUUUUCUUGCUCUGCCGCAUUGAUAAGC